This is a messenger RNA of Metarhizium album ARSEF 1941, 1431 nucleotides long. Its product is annotated as GNS1/SUR4 family protein. The transcript has a single exon. Gene Ontology annotation, molecular function: fatty acid elongase activity. Gene Ontology annotation, biological process: fatty acid elongation, monounsaturated fatty acid; very long-chain fatty acid biosynthetic process; fatty acid elongation, saturated fatty acid. Gene Ontology annotation, cellular component: endoplasmic reticulum membrane. The coding region runs from base 1 to 1431 and encodes 476 amino acids. Lineage: Eukaryota; Fungi; Ascomycota; Sordariomycetes; Hypocreales; Clavicipitaceae. The record is from RefSeq and is a predicted model, not a curated record.
AUGUCGGCGGCGCAAGCAUAUGUUGUGGCAGCAAUGCCAGAUGCCAGCCUGUUCAACUUUCCCCCGACCAACGAACCAACACCUCUCUCGCCUGCACCCGUGGCCGUCUCCAUCAUGCGGCCCUUCAACAUCCCCGACAGCAUCUACCAGGCGGCCCUUGACCCCAAUGUUCCGUUGACUAUUGCGGCGCUGUACGCAGUGACCGCCAAGGCUCUGAACAAGUUCAAUGCCUCCCGCAACAAAAAGCCCUGGGCCAUGAGCGAAACCAAGCCCUUCUUCGCCUUCGUUGUCUUUCACAAUGUCUUGCUCGCCGUCUACUCGGCGUGGACCUUUUGGGGCAUGCUGGGUACCAUGCGACGCAGCAUCGUGAGCCCAUUCGGGGCCGGCGGCGCUGCUGCCACUGUUGACAGCCUCUGCCGUCUUCAUGGUCCUCGUGGCUUGGGAGGCUCUCUCUACUUCAACCACACCUCGUCUCACUGGGACAGCGCGGACCCCAACACUCUCAUCGCCAGCUUAGACGGCAGCCAACCCAGCAGCACGCAGAUGGGACGUAUCUGGAACGAGGGUCUCAACUACUACGGCUGGAUCUUCUACCUGAGCAAGUUUUACGAGGUCUUGGAUACCUUCAUCAUCCUCGCCAAGGGUAAGUUCAGUUCUACCCUGCAGACCUACCAUCAUGCUGGGGCCAUGCUCUGCAUGUGGGCGGGUAUGCGCUACAUGUCAGCUCCUAUCUGGGUGUUUGUCCUGGUCAACUCGUUCAUCCAUGCUCUGAUGUACGCCUACUACACCCUGACGGCUUUCUCAAUCAGGGUUCCCAUGGUGGUCAAGCGAACCCUGACCACUAUGCAAAUCACCCAAUUCGUUGUUGGUGCGUCGUAUGCCAUUCUGCACUCUUUCGUCACCUACGUCGCUCCCAUUACGGUCACCAAGAUCGCCGUCGAACUGCCAGCCGCAUCCGCCGACGCUGCCGCGCCCACUGCCACCGGUGCCUUGGACUCACUUAGGAAGUUCAUCUUUGGCUCAGCUGCAUUGGACUCGGUUGCCUCUGGUACGGUCAAGGAAUCUGCUCUUGUAACCGAGACUUCUCACGUGGCUCAGCCUUGUAUUCCUACAGCCAACGAGACAUUUGCCAUCUGGCUCAAUGUUUUGUACCUCGCUCCGUUGACCUACCUUUUCGUUAGCUUCUUCAUUGCUAGCUAUGUCAAGCGCAGCACUGCAAACAACAAGAUUCCUGGCAAGACCAACCGCCGCCUCAGCAAUGUAACUCUGGCCGAAAAAGCCGGUUGGGAUGCUGCCCGUGGUAUCGAGAGGGAAGUUUAUGGCGGUGAAAACAUGGUCAACGGCCAUGCCAAUGGUCGCAUCGAGGCCAUCGACGAGGCGGACGAGGCAGCAUCAACAAAAACCAGCGACCGUGCCAGAAGACGGACAUGA